Molecule: messenger RNA, 2857 nt
Organism: Thlaspi arvense
Lineage: Eukaryota; Viridiplantae; Streptophyta; Magnoliopsida; Brassicales; Brassicaceae
Source: the annotation of a GenBank genome assembly
UGUGAAUUUGGGAAAGGUUUCUAUCCGGUUACCGUAGAGACACAAGUACCCAAUCCUUUGUCUGUUUUCUGGUCUUUGUCUACCUGUGGCUUCUGAGUCUCUGUCAACAUCACACUAUCAAAGCUCUUUACUUUUCAACCGACUUUUCCGUGUGUGUGUACGGACCUUAAAAGCCUCUCUCUUUCUGAGUUCUGAGGAUCUGAGAGCCGAAGAUCAUGGAGGAAAGCCAAGAACUUGAGUUGUUGACUCAGCUCAGAAAAUCGGUCGAGAAAUUAUCUUCUUCCACAGAGGGAUAUGAGAAACCGACAUUGAUGAGGUUCCUGGUGGCAAGAUCAAUGGACGCAGACAAAGCAGCAAAGAUGUUUGUUGAUUGGCAAAAGUGGAGAGCCUCCAUGGUUCCUCCAACUGGGAUCCCAGACUCAGAAGUGAAGGAUGAAUUGGAAUUCAGAAAGAUCUGUCUUCAGGGUCCAACCAAAUCCGGACACCCUUUGGUGCUUGUCAUAACCUCUAAGCAUUUUCCUGCCAGGGAUCAAGCCAAGUUCAAGAAGUUCGUUGUUCAUGUGCUAGACAAAACAAUCGCAAGUGGCAUCAAAGGCAAAGAAGUAGGAGAUGAGAAGUUGGUGUGCGUUGUUGAUCUAGCAAACAUUACGUACAAGAACCUUGAUGCUCGUGGAAUGAUCACUGGCUUUCAAUUCUUACAAUCUUAUUAUCCGGAGCGCCUUGCAAAAUGUUACAUCUUGCAUAUGCCUGGAUUCUUCGUGAGCGUUUGGAGAUUCGUCUGCCGCUUUCUAGAGAAAACAACUCAGGAAAAGAUUGUGAUAGUAACAGAGGGAGAAGAACAGAGAAAGUUCGAGGAAGAGGUUGGAGCAGAGGCUUUACCAGAAGAAUACGGAGGCCGAGCUAAGCUCACAUUAAUCCAAGAUGUCAUUCUUCCUCAGACUGCUCCAGAAAUCUUACCAACAAACAACAAUGUUUAACUCUUGGAAGCAUUUAAUCCUUGAACCCCUAAGCCCUGCUUUAAUCCAUUAUUAUUUAUUUCCCUAAUGCUUUUAGUCUGUAAUGAUUAGAACAAAACUUUCGUUAGAACUUUCCAACAACUUUAAAUUCCCAGAAGAAGUAAUGAAAACACAUGAGAAAGUUGUGUGAAUAUACCCAAUCUGGUGAACCGCUUUCGCUUGCCAGUUUAAAACAUCCUGCUGUUUCUAGUAUUUUGAUAUAAAACGCCUGUUCUUCUAUUUUCUCAGACUAAAACAGCAUGCCGUUUUUGUUUUUGAAGAUACUGAUAAAAACUCCAAAAUCCCGACUACAGUAUUUUGUCUAUCAGCCGCCUCCAAAACCUCUCUCUCUCUGUCUCUCACUUCUUCCUCCGCACGACGGCGACAAUGGCGACGCUCACUCACCACACUCCACAGACCAAUUUCCUCUCUAGGCUUCCUCUAAGGGCUAAACCCAGAGCCUUCUCCGCAAGGGUCAAAAUGUCCCUCCAGGAAUCUGCGCCUUCUCUCGCCGUCGUCGGCGUUACCGGCGCCGUCGGGCAGGAAUUUCUCUCCGUCUUGUCCGAUCGAGAUUUUCCUUACAGCUCCGUCAAGAUGCUGGCAUCGAAACGCUCCGCAGGGAAACGCGUUGCCUUCGACGGCCGUGAAUACACGGUGGAGGAGCUCACUGCGGAUAGCUUCGACGGCGUCGACAUCGCUCUGUUCAGUGCCGGCGGAUCCAUAAGCAAGGAGUUUGGACCGCUCGCGGCGGAGAAAGGAACCAUCGUCGUUGACAAUAGCUCGGCGUUUCGAAUGGUUGAGGGAGUUCCGCUUGUGAUUCCGGAAGUGAACCCUGAGGCAAUGAAAGGGAUCAAAGUCGGAAUGGGGAAAGGGGCAUUGAUUGCGAACCCCAAUUGCUCCACCAUUAUCUGCUUGAUGGCUGUAACUCCUCUUCAUCAUCACGCAAAGGUGAAGAGAAUGGUGGUUAGUACAUAUCAAGCAGCUAGUGGUGCAGGUGCUGCAGCCAUGGAAGAGCUUGUGCAGCAGACUCGCGAGGUUUUAGCGGGUAGGCCUCCGACUUGUAACAUCUUCGGGCAGCAGUAUGCAUUUAACUUGUUUUCGCACAAUGCUCCUAUUACUGACAACGGUUACAACGAAGAGGAAAUGAAACUGGUGAAGGAGACAAGGAAGAUCUGGAAUGACGCAGAAGUAAAAAUUACAGCGACGUGUAUCCGUGUUCCAGUUAUGCGUGCUCAUGCAGAGAGUGUGAAUCUCCAGUUUGAGAAUCCUCUCGAUGAGAACACAGCAAGGGAGCUCCUGAAGAAAGCACCUGGAGUUUAUAUUAUAGACGACAGAUCUUCCAACACCUUCCCUACUCCACUUGAUGUCUCUAACAAAGACGAUGUUGCGGUUGGUAGGAUCAGGCGAGACGUGUCUCAAGAUGGCAAUUUCGGGUUGGAUAUAUUCGUUUGUGGAGAUCAAAUACGCAAAGGAGCUGCUCUAAACGCUGUUCAGAUCGCUGAGAUGCUUCUCUGAUUUCGAAUCCCUCACUGUAUUAUCAGAUUUGGGCCAAGAAUUUGUCUCAUUUUUGUUUUGUGGGUUUCUUCUGUUUCCCUAUUUGACCAAAUUUUGUUACGUUUCUCAUUCAUCAAGUUGUCUCUGGAAUCUGAAUCAUCCCCGCGUUUGAAUCUUGCCAAUUUCCGGUUCGAACCAGUACCGGCUUGGUUAUUGGAAGAUGCAAUUUAUUAGUUAGUCUUCAGAUUGCUUUAGUAUAGGAAUGGUCACAGGUGAUCCUUCAAUGAGAGCCUAUCCCAACAAUUAUUUUACGCACUCACACGAUUGGGUCCUACAUUGUCCUCUCUUUUCUCUUUAAUGAUAGUUAC